This is a messenger RNA of Camelina sativa (false flax), 816 nucleotides long. Lineage: Eukaryota; Viridiplantae; Streptophyta; Magnoliopsida; Brassicales; Brassicaceae. The record is from RefSeq and is a predicted model, not a curated record.
UUUGAUAUCGAAAAGCAAUUUCAAGUCAUGAACAAACCUGCUGUUAAAAUCAUCAAAUUUUGUUUAAUUUUUUGUGAUACAUAUGGAUGUGUGGAUUUUUACAAACAACCAGCGUUUGACCAUAUUUUGAUGGAAAACAAGUUAUUCCAUUACAAGAUGCGUUGGACAUCAUCCCUAAAACAUCCAAAAGCAGAUAAUGGAAAAUUUGGUUUUUUAUGGGAAAAUGGUAUUGGAUGCCCUAUUGGUACCGUGCCCAUAAGGAGAGUUACAAAAGACGAACUUCUGAGAUUAAAUUUGUUCUCCACAAAACAUAAGCCUCGAGGGUCAUGGAAUUUGACUAAUAGUCAUUAUAAUGUUGAUAAUGAUCAACAACAUCAUUUUGCUGUGUCCCGCUCCAAAGGAGGAAACUACAAUAGAGCAACAAUGGUAGUUUCUCUAUAUAAACCUAAAAUUAAACUUCCACAAUAUAGUUCUACCCGUAUGCAUCUUCAGAUUGGAGACGAUUUUAUACAAACUAGCUGGAUUGUAAAUCCGACGUUAUAUGGUGAUAACAAAACUCGCAGUUUUGUGUAUACAGAAGUAAGGUUUAAAAACCAAUGUUAUAAUAGCAUGUGUCAAGCUGGAUUCAUAUCUGUCCGAUCAGAUUUACCUCUUGGUUUUGUUCUAGAACCUGUUUCUGUUCGUGGUUCAAAACUAAGUAUUUCAGUUUCAAUUAGCUUAUUCAAGGUUGAAGGUCCUGCCGGAAUGGAUGAUUGUGAUCUUGCAUCUGACAUACGGACUGUUCUUCUCUCAAGGCUCCACUUCAUCAUCAGAUAA